AUGCCGCAGCAGACCGUAGGGAACAGUGUUUGUCAGUUUGCAUGUUGUUUCUACAAAGAGAUUUCUUCUCGUAAUGUUUUCUUCUCUCCUUUGAGCAUCUCUACUGCCUUUGCAAUGCUGACUCUGGGUGCCAGAUCAGACACUCAGGCACAGAUUCUUAGGGUCCUUAGCUUUAACCCACGUGAGAUUUCUGAAAAUGAAAUACAUGAAGGUUAUCGGCAACUCAUGCAAACGGUAAACAGAAAGAAUGAGGGGUUACAGCUGAAUAUGGGAAAUGUCCUGUUUGUGCUUGACCGACUGAAGCCACAAGAUAAAUUUUUAAGUACUCUCAGAAACUUCUAUGAAGGAGAAGCUUAUCCUAUGAACUUCAAGAGGUCUGAUCAAGCCCAGAUAAAGAUCAACAAAUAUGUAGCAGAAAGAACCAAUGGGAAAAUCAAGGACCUCAUAAAUAAUCUUGAUCCACUUACUGAAAUUCUCCUUGUUAGCUAUAUUUACUUUAAAGCUGAAUGGGAAAAACCCUUUGAUCCAAAAUACACUAAAAAGGGCAAAUUCUUUGUGGAGGGGAACAAGGCUGUUGAAGUCCCGAUGAUGUUUGGAAUGGGCCUAUUCAAGCAUGGCUAUGAUGAACAGCUGUCUUCCACUGUGGUGCAAAUGGAUUACAAAGGAGGUGCGUCGGCAUUUUUUAUUCUGCCUGAUCAAGGAAAAAUGAAGAAGCUGGAGGAAAGAUUCUCUUGUGAACAUUUGUCAAGGUGGAGGACACUAGUCUCAAAAAGCUCAGCAAAUUUGUAUCUUCCGAAAUUCACUCUUUAUGGGACAUAUAACCUAAAAAAUGUGUUAUAUAAAAUGGGCAUCAUAGAUUUAUUUACUGAUAAGGCUGACCUGUCGGGGAUCACUGGGCAGCCCCAGCACAGAGUUUCCCAGGCUAUUCAUAAGGCUGUGGUAAAUGUGGAUGAGACUGGCACCGAAGCAGCAGCUGCCACAGGCAUGGAAAUAGUGCCUAUGUCUGUUCCGAUUACCAUUACAUUCAACAGGCCCUUCAUAAUGGUCAUAACUAGAGAAAACAGUAUGCUCUUCAUGGGAAAAAUUAUGAACCCUCUGAGGAAGGAUUAA
Messenger RNA from Pterocles gutturalis (yellow-throated sandgrouse), 1110 nucleotides. RefSeq names its product alpha-1-antiproteinase F-like. The record is from RefSeq and is a predicted model, not a curated record. Gene Ontology annotation, biological process: negative regulation of endopeptidase activity. Gene Ontology annotation, molecular function: serine-type endopeptidase inhibitor activity. NCBI's taxonomy places the organism in Eukaryota, Metazoa, Chordata, Aves, Pterocliformes, Pteroclidae.